Molecule: messenger RNA, 2727 nt
Organism: Camelus dromedarius (Arabian camel)
Lineage: Eukaryota; Metazoa; Chordata; Mammalia; Artiodactyla; Camelidae
Gene: PHF1
Product: PHD finger protein 1
Exons: 16
Coding region: 676-2379 (567 amino acids)
Biological process (GO): chromatin organization; regulation of DNA-templated transcription
Cellular component (GO): nucleus
Molecular function (GO): DNA binding; chromatin binding
Source: RefSeq, a predicted model, not a curated record
UAACGGAUGUGGCUUGGGGCGGGGGCCAGUCCGGAGGCCGGCUGCUGGGAGGGGGGAUUCCCUCCUGCCCCGAGGGCAGGUCUCCCUUUGGAGGCAGGGGCUGCGGGGAUUCCCUCUCCCGCCAGGUCCGACUGUCCGCCCGCACCGGCCGCGGAGAGGUCGCCGCCGCUAGCCCCGCGCCCUCCAGGCCUGCUGGAGGUGAGGGAGGUGGGGUGAGGUGGUGCCCGCCCCCCCGGCUCCUCCUUCCCCCAGUCCUCCCCUCCCACCACCCUCCCCCCCGAGCCGGUUUGUCCCUCCCCUCCCCUCCCCUCCUUCCCCCCGCCGCCUCCUCCUGCCGCUGCCGCUGCUUUGGCUGCUGCGUCAUACGCCCCAGAGCCGCCGGGACGGAGGGGCUGGGCCUGGGGACCCCCCGGUUUCUGCCUGCACGCCCUCCGACGCCUAGACGUGCCCUCCCCGCGCGGGGGGUUCGCCUCGGUCUCCGACGUCUGCCUCUGCCCGGCUCUCGGCGGCCCCAGCUGUCACUGGAUGAUUGUUCUGAAUGAGACACGCGGGCUCGGGAGGCAGCUGUUUCCACUCUGAAAAACAUCUCCAGAAAAGCUCCCAAAACACAUCUCUGGGAAACAGAGCACCUCUGUUACACCUCUAAACAGCAGUAGAAGGCCCCCCCAGGAUGCAAUGGCACAGCCCCCUCGGCUGAGCCGCUCUGGUGCCCCCCAACUUUGGGACCCAGCUUCCCCUGCUCCCACCUCAGGCCCCAGGCCUCGACUAUGGGAGGGUCAAGAUGUGCUGGCCAGGUGGACAGAUGGGCUGCUAUAUUUGGGGACCAUCAAAAAGGUGGACAGUGCUCGGGAGGUGUGUCUGGUCCAGUUUGAGGAUGAUUCCCAGUUUCUGGUUUUAUGGAAAGACAUCAGCCCUGCUGCCCUCCCGGGGGAGGAACUCCUCUGCUGUGUCUGUCGCUCUGAGACUGUGGUCCCUGGGAACCGGCUAGUCAGCUGUGAGAAGUGUCGCCAUGCUUACCACCAGGACUGCCACGUUCCAAGGGCCCCAGCCCCUGGAGAGGGAGAGGGCACAUCCUGGGUCUGCCGCCAGUGUGUCUUUGCCAUCGCCACCAAGAGGGGAGGUGCACUGAAGAAGGGCCCCUAUGCCCGGGCCAUGCUGGGCAUGAAGCUUUCUCUGCCAUACGGACUAAAGGGGCUGGACUGGGACGCUGGACAUCUGAGCAACCGGCAGCAGAGCUACUGUUAUUGUGGUGGCCCUGGGGAGUGGAACCUGAAAAUGCUGCAGUGCCGGAGCUGCCUGCAGUGGUUCCACGAGGCCUGCACCCAGUGUCUGAGCAAGCCCCUCCUCUACGGGGACAGGUUCUAUGAGUUUGAAUGCUGUGUGUGUCGGGGGGGCCCUGAGAAGGUCCGGAGGCUGCAGCUUCGCUGGGUGGAUGUGGCGCAUCUUGUCCUCUAUCACCUCAGUGUUUGCUGUAAGAAAAAAUACUUUGAUUUUGACCGUGAGAUCCUCCCCUUCACCUCUGAGAAUUGGGACAGUUUGCUCCUUGGGGAGCUCUCAGACACUCCCAAGGGAGAACGUUCUUCCAAGCUCCUCUCCGCUCUCAACAGCCACAAGGACCGUUUCAUUUCAGGGAGGGAGAUUAAGAAGAGGAAAUGCUUGUUUGGUCUCCAUGCUCGGAUCCCUCCCCCUGUGGAGCCCCCUACUGGAGAUGGAGCCCCCACCAGCUUCCCUUCAGGGCAGGGCCCUGGGGGAGGGGUCUCACGUCCCCUGGGGAAGCGCCGGAGGCCGGAGCCAGAGCCCCUGAGGAGGAGGCAGAAGGGGAAAAUGGAGGAGCUGGGGCCACCCUCAGCAGUGCGCAAUCAGCCCGAGCCCCAGGAGCAGAGGGAGCGGGCUCGUCUGCAGAGGGCACUGCAGGCCUCAGUGUCUCCACCACCCUCCAGUCCUAACCAGAGUUACCAGGGCAGCAGCGGCUACAACUUCCGUCCCACAGAUGCCCGCUGCCUGCCCAGCAGUCCCAUCCGGAUGUUCGCUUCCUUCCACCCCUCUGCCAGCACCGCAGGGACCUCUGGGGAUGGUGAACCCCCAGACAGGUCACCCCUGGAACUUCACAUUGGUUUCCCCACAGAUAUCCCUAAAAGUGCCCCCCACUCGAUGACUGCCUCAUCUUCCUCAGUCCCUGCCCCCUCCCCAGGUCUCCCUAGACGCUCAGCGCCCUCUUCUCCCCUGUGCCGAAGUUUGUCUCCUGGGACUGGGGGAGGAGUCCGAGGUGGGGUUGGCUACCUGUCCCGAGGGGACCCGGUUCGGGUCCUUGCUCGGAGAGUACGGCCUGAUGGCUCUGUGCAGUACCUGGUUGAGUGGGGAGGUGGGGGCAUCUUCUGAACAGCCUGCCUCUGCCCACUUUCCCAUUCAUACACACCGGCACUUUCAUACCCUGACCUCUGACCUCACCUACAGCUGGGAUGUACCUGGGGCAGUAGGAGGUACUUCUCCCUACUGCCCAGGCUGGAAUCCAGGUAGGGGGCUGGGGAAGAGGCUCUCUUCUCUACUCCCUUCAUGAUUCCUGACCCUUCCCCUCUCCCUCUUCCCAUUUCCUUUGAUGUUAUUUUGUUACAGCUUUUUAAAUAUUUUUUAAAAUUAUUUAACCCUUGGGGAUGGAGACUGAGGAAGGGGGAUGAUAAAGGGUCCCGGGCUCUGUAUGAUUGAAAUAAAGAUAAAUAAACAAGCUUA